AUGGAUAACAAAGUAAACGACAUUAGUAAUAAUAAAUUAAGAGCAAAUGAUAUUAAGGAUGAUUCUAAAUCCCCAGAAGGUACUUCAAUAAUAGAAUCAAAUGAAUCAAAUAUUAACUCGAGUUCUAAUACAACUCGGGAACCAAGCCCAGUGAAAGAAUCAUGCGACAUUAAUUCUUCUCAAAAUGAAAUCUUUUUAUACGAUCCAGCUGCUUCACAAGAAUUCUGGGAUGAUUAUUUGAACAAUACUCCGUAUAUUGAUUAUGAUGAAGAAGAAGAUAUUUGGAAAUAUUAUUAA
Molecule: messenger RNA, 297 nt
Organism: Trichomonas vaginalis G3
Lineage: Eukaryota; Parabasalia; Trichomonadida; Trichomonadidae
Exons: 1
Coding region: 1-297 (98 amino acids)
Source: RefSeq, a predicted model, not a curated record